UAACUUACGUUAGUGCAAAGACAACGUUCGUUUAAUAUUGCUGAUUUCAAAUAAUUUUGUAUUUUUGAUUAGUCAACAAUAAGUAAGAUAAAGGAAACACAUAUUGUGCAUGUUAUUAUUAAUAAAAGGUGUCGUCUAUUCAAGUUAUUCCCAUGAAACAUAAUAUAGAAAAUAAAUUUGAAAUAAUCGACCAAUGAGAUCUUACCAUUCGAAUGUUCAACAACGAUUUUCUAUUGGUCGACGGUGAUUGAGAUAAUUAAUUUGAAAUAACAAAUUAAAAAAAUAAAACAAAAGAAAUUAGAAUACGAUAUACAAGAAUUUUCAUUUAUAGGGGAAAAUAUUAUUAUUAGUGUUGCUUUAUUAUUAUAUUUAAUGAUACAUUGUUUUUGAGUGAAAAUAUAUAAACAAAUCGAAAGAAUUAUAUAUAUAUAUAUUUAUAUAAAUAUAAUAAAACAAAACACAAAAGAAAAAUUAAAAAAUAAGAAAGUAAUUAACAACGACGAAGAUAUUGUUCGGAUUUUUAUUGAUAAAAAAUAAAAAACGGAAGAAGAUGAGACCACCAGCGUAUAAUGCAGAAGAGGUACAAGAGAUACCUCAAGAGCAAGGAGAAAGGAACGUGGCCAUGGCUGUUUGCGUCCAAUUGGCGGGUCGAGCGAUUAUUAGGGUAGUUUCAAGAUGCGAAGAAGCUCAAGACAAUUGUAAUCUAGAUUUGUCCGAAUGUCAGUUAAUGCAAGUACCAGAUGCGGUUUAUCAUUUGAUGAGACAUACAGAAUUGAAAAGAUGCGAUUUAUCUGGCAACGUUAUAACUAAGAUUCCACCCAAAUUUGCAGUGAAAUUUUCCCUCAUCACUGAACUUAAUUUAAGUCACAAUCAAAUGAGCAAACUGCCCGAAGAACUUGCCGAACUUCAAGCAUUGGAAAGACUCAACAUUUCGCAUAAUACUUUUAUCGCUUUGCCACCCGUUACUUGUCGGAUACCUCAACUUAAACGACUUCUUGCCAAUAAUAACUCCAUCAUCGACAUUGACGUUGAAAGAAUUAAACAUGCACCGGCGUUGGAAUACAUAGAUUUGCAGGCAAAUCCAUUAACGCCAAGGAUGCACGAUCUUCUGGGUACCCUGACUCGUAUUAGAGUGGAAUUAACACCACGACAAGUAGAAGAUUGGGAAGAUUUGACUAUCUGAAACUAAUUCUUAGUCUGAUGAAAAAAAGAAGAAAGAAAAGAAAAAAAAGAGAGACAUUAACUAAUUGUUCAAAGAAAGAGUCAGCCGUUAGCUUUCACUUUUUAUGAAUAAGCAUUACGGCGCAACCUUCUCGGUUGAUAUUCGUUUAAGACUGCAAGACACAAUCCUUGCAUAGUUUAAGAAUUAAACAAAUAUUUUGUACAGCGAUAUUAUACAUUUUGACUGACGGCAAGCGAAUAUGCAAGCGACUGUAUUAUAUACAUAUAAUUAUUCAUCGAUAUCUAUUUUAAAAUGAUGCACAUUUGUAACUUUUCAAUUAUUCGUAUCUCGUUCUUUUUUUUUCGAGAUAUCUUUCAUAAUAUUUCCGAUUCGCAUUUAUUCGAAUUGGGAAAAAUCGAUUGCACUUCUUAAUAGUUUUGCUUCUUAGAAUUAGUUUUUUAUCUACUUAUAUAUGUCUCUUCGAUGUAUUCUUAUUGAUAAGCCGCUAAACAAUUUCUAAAGUUAUUAUUACUUUAAUCUGACUAAUUUUGUUCUCGGAUACAUAAGAAGAAGUCAAAUUUAUCUUCAUUUACUUCGUUUUAUGUAUUUUAGUACUACAUUAACAGUAUACGACUGCCAAUCUUGCGAUUAAUCGAUUUUUCUGACAAUAAUAUUCAUUUUAUUAUUUUAAUUAAAGGAAAAAGUAUAACGAAUUUUUCUCUUAGCAUUUUUUAUAUAUACAGGGUGUCCCGGUUUUUUUCCGCUAAAUAUUACCAACAUAUUCUACAUGCAAAUAUAAGACAAAAAUGUCAUAUAUAAUAUAGACCUUUAACUUAUUAAAAAGUUAUAAUGAAAAAUAUGAAAUAAUUAAGAAUUAGUGUAUCAUCAAUAGUUAAAAUAAAAGAUUAUCGAUAUAAUUUACAGAAAUGAAGGAAAAUGAAUAUGAAAUUAAUAAUGCAAUAGAUUCUAUUUUCCAUAGAUAUCAGUUCUACAUUCAUAAUAACGGACAGCAUUUUAAAAUGAAAUUAUAAUUGAUUGAAACCUGUAUAAUUAUCAACCAACGACACCAGUUAAUUAUUAUUUCAUAUUUUUGUUUACUAAUUUUGUAUAAAACAUUUAAGGGUCCUCUCGUUUAUAUUACAUUUUUGUCUUAUUUUUGCUUAUUAAAUAUGUUGGUAACGUUCGACGGAAAAAAAACUAUAACACCCUGUAUUUAUAUAUAUAUAUAUAAAAAUAAAAAGAAAGCAAA
Molecule: messenger RNA, 2411 nt
Organism: Polistes canadensis
Lineage: Eukaryota; Metazoa; Arthropoda; Insecta; Hymenoptera; Vespidae
Gene: Sclp
Product: leucine-rich repeat-containing protein 20
Exons: 4
Coding region: 551-1183 (210 amino acids)
Molecular function (GO): protein binding
Source: RefSeq, a predicted model, not a curated record